Messenger RNA from Heterocephalus glaber (naked mole-rat), 7283 nucleotides. It is a transcript of the gene Grin3a, whose product is annotated as glutamate ionotropic receptor NMDA type subunit 3A. Gene Ontology annotation, molecular function: signaling receptor activity; ligand-gated monoatomic ion channel activity. The record is from RefSeq and is a predicted model, not a curated record. Gene Ontology annotation, biological process: monoatomic ion transport. NCBI's taxonomy places the organism in Eukaryota, Metazoa, Chordata, Mammalia, Rodentia, Bathyergidae. Gene Ontology annotation, cellular component: membrane.
GACCGCUUCACCGGGUCUAGUGAAACCGCGCUCGGGACCUGGAGGCGGAGACCUUAGGCGGCGGCUGCAGAGGGGCGAGCCGGGCGCAGGAGGGGGCGCGCUUUCUCCCUGUGCGUCUCAGUAAUGAGGAGACUGAGUUUGUGGUGGCUGCUGAGCAGGGUCUGUCUGCUGCUGCCGCCGCCCUGCGCACUGGUACUGGCCGGGGUGCCCGGCUCCUCCUCGCACCCGCAGCCUUGCCAGAUCCUCAAGCGCAUCGGCCACGCUGUGAGGGUGGGCGCGGUGCACUUGCAGCCCUGGACCACAGCCCCACGAGCGACCAGCCGCGCUCCGGACGGCAGCCGGGCGGGUGCACAGAGGGAUGAGCCGGAGCCAGGGUCUUGGAGACCCCUGGCCCCCUCUCAGGGCGCACGCUGGCUGGGGAGUGCUUUUCAUGGCCGGGGACCGCCCGGCCCCCGGAAGCCGGGGGAGGGUCCCAGGGGUGAGACUUUGUGGCCGCGGGAAGCCCUCCUAUUCGCCGUGGACAAUCUGAACCGCGUGGAGGGGCUGUUGCCCUACAACCUAUCUCUGGAAGUAGUGAUGGCCAUCGAGACAGGCCUGGGCGAUCUGCCACUUUUGCCCUUCUCCUCUCCCAGCUCGCCGUGGAGCAGUGACCCUUUCUCCUUUCUGCAGAGCGUGUGCCACACCGUGGUGGUGCAGGGGGUAUCGGCGCUGCUGGCCUUCCCCCAGAGCCAGGGCGAGAUGAUGGAGCUCGACUUGGUCAGCUCAGUCCUGCACAUCCCGGCGAUCAGCAUCGUGCGUCAUGAGUUUCCGCGGGAGAGUCAGAAUCCCCUUCACCUACAGCUGAGUUUAGAAAAUUCUUUAAGUUCCGACGCUGGUGUCACUGUCUCAAUCCUGACCAUGAACAACUGGUACAAUUUUAGCUUGUUGCUAUGCCAGGAAGACUGGAACAUCACCGACUUCCUCCUCUUUAUCCAGAAUAAUUCCAAGUUCCACCUCGGGUCUAUCAUCAACAUCACUGCUAACCUGUCCUCCUCCAAGGACCUCUUAAGCUUUUUACAGGUCCAUCUUGAGAGUGUUAAGGACAGCACACCCACAGUGGUGAUGUUUGGCUGUGACAUGGAAAGUAUCCGGCAGAUUUUUGAAAUUUCCUCCCAGUUUGGGGUAACACCCCCUGAACUUCAUUGGGUGUUGGGAGACUCCCAGAAUGUGAAGGAACUGAGGACCGAGGGUCUGCCCUUAGGGCUAAUUGCUCAUGGAAAAACAACACAAUCUGUCUUUGAGUACUACGUACAAGAUGCCAUGGAGCUAGUCGCAAGAGCUGUAGCUACAGCCACCAUGCUUCAGCCAGAACUUGCUCUCAUUCCCAGCACGAUGAACUGCAUGGAUGUGAAAACUACAAAUCUCACUUCAGGACAAUAUUUAUCAAGGUUUCUAGCCAACACCACUUUCAGAGGCCUCAGUGGCUCCAUCAAAGUCAAAGAUUCCACCAUCAUCAGCUCAGAAAACAACUUUUUCAUCUGGAAUCUGCAACAUGACCCUAUGGGAAAGCCAAUGUGGACACGCUUGGGCAGCUGGCAGGGUGGCAAGAUUGUCAUGGACUAUGGAACAUGGCCAGAGCAGGCCCAGAGGCACAAAACUCACUUUCAGCACUCAAGUAAGCUACACUUAAGAGUUGUAACCCUGAUUGAACACCCAUUUGUCUUCACAAGGGAGGUAGAUGAUGAAGGCUUAUGUCCUGCAGGGCAACUUUGUCUAGAUCCUAUGACUAAUGACUCUUCCAUAUUGGACAGCCUAUUCAAUAGUCUCCAUAGCAGUAAUGAUACAGUACCAAUAAAAUUCAAGAAGUGCUGCUAUGGAUAUUGCAUUGAUUUGCUGGAAAAGCUAGCAGAAGACAUGAAUUUUGACUUUGACCUUUAUAUUGUUGGGGAUGGAAAGUAUGGAGCCUGGAAAAAUGGCCACUGGACUGGGCUGGUGGGUGAUCUACUGAAUGGGACUGCCCACAUGGCAGUCACUUCCUUCAGCAUUAACACUGCACGCAGCCAAGUGAUAGAUUUCACCAGCCCUUUCUUCUCCACCAGCUUGGGCAUCUUAGUGAGGACUCGAGACACAGCAGCUCCCAUUGGAGCCUUCAUGUGGCCACUCCACUGGACAAUGUGGCUGGGGAUUUUUGUCACUCUGCACAUCACUGCCAUCUUUCUCACUCUGUAUGAGUGGAAGAGUCCCUUUGGUAUGACUCCCAAGGGGCGAAACAGAAGCAAAGUGUUCUCCUUCUCUUCAGCCUUGAAUGUCUGUUAUGCCCUCUUGUUUGGUAGAACAGCAGCCAUCAAACCCCCAAAAUGUUGGACUGGAAGAUUUUUAAUGAACCUUUGGGCCAUUUUCUGUAUGUUUUGUCUUUCUACAUAUACAGCAAACUUGGCUGCUGUCAUGGUAGGUGAGAAGAUCUAUGAAGAGCUUUCUGGAAUACAUGACCCUAAGCUGCAUCAUCCUUCCCAAGGCUUCCGGUUUGGAACUGUUCGGGAGAGCAGUGCUGAAGAUUAUGUGAGGCAAAGUUUCCCAGAGAUGCAUGAGUACAUGAGAAGGUACAAUGUACCAGCCACCCCUGAUGGAGUACAAUAUCUGAAGAAUGAUCCAGAGAAACUAGAUGCCUUCAUCAUGGACAAAGCCCUUCUGGAUUACGAGGUGUCAAUAGAUGCUGACUGCAAGCUUCUGACAGUGGGGAAGCCAUUUGCCAUAGAAGGAUAUGGCAUUGGUCUCCCACCCAACUCUCCACUGACCUCCAAUAUAUCCGAGUUAAUCAGUCAAUACAAAUCACAUGGGUUUAUGGAUGUGCUGCAUGACAAGUGGUACAAGGUGGUUCCCUGUGGCAAGAGAAGUUUCGCUGUUACUGAGACUUUGCAAAUGGGCAUUAAACAUUUCUCUGGACUCUUUGUGCUGCUGUGCAUCGGAUUUGGUCUGUCCAUCUUGACAACCAUUGGUGAGCACAUAGUGUACAGGCUGCUGCUACCACGAAUCAAAAACAAAUCCAAGAGGCAAUACUGGCUGCACACCAGUCAGAGAUUUCAUAGAGCAUUGAAUACAUCAUACAUAGAAGAAAAGCAGCAGCGUUUCAAGACCAAACAUGUGGAAAAGAGGACCAACAUGGGACCCCGUCAGCUCAUGGUAUGGAAUACUUCCAAUCUGAGUCAUGACAACCAACGAAAACACAUCUUCAGUGAUGAGGGAGAACAAAACCAGCUGGGCAUCCAGACCCACCAAGACAUCCCUCUCCCCAUAAGGAGAAGAGAGCUCCCUGCCACCAACGGGAAAGCAGAUUCCCUUAGCCUAGCUCAGAACUCAGUGAUGCAGGAACUCUCAGAGCUGGAGAAGCAGAUUCAAGUGAUACGUCAGGAGCUGCAGUUGGCUGUGAGCAGGAAAACGGAGCUGGAGGAGUAUCAAAGGACAAAUCGGACUUGUGAGUCCUAAGCAAUCACACUGCUCCCUGUUGUUCUCAGCUCCUAACAUUCCUGAGCCCUUGAGACACUUUGUAAUGCUCUUUUGUAAUGAUUGACAAAGGUGUGGGGAAGCUGAGGUCUAGGUCUUUAAGUCUACUCUCCCAACCUACCCUGCAGCAGCAGCUUUUCCCAAGCUCACCUCCUAGGUCUCCAGGGUAGGAAUCUUUUCAUAGCAGGAGUCUGAAGUUGGUCAGAAGUAAACUCCAUGUAAGGAAUCUGUUAACCAGACAACCCCAACUCCUGUUAAUUGUUUCACCAGGUGCCACAGUAACAUUUCUGGUUUUUAGCCAGCCCUUUCUCUGUACUAGUAACAAGAGAUGAAAUUGUUACUCAUACCUAUGUCUUACUAGGUUGUUGGUCCUAAUCUUAAUAUAAAAUAGGAUUAUCCAGGGUUAUUGAUUAAAAACAAUUCCCCAAUAUAGAUUUGUUCUACAUUCUGAGUGGGGAGCAGGCUAAUAGCUAGAGAAACUUGGGGGAGAGGGGAUACUUAAAGUUAACUGAAUGUAAUCACUGUGGGCAAGGAUUGAUUGGAUCAGACAAGAGGGACAUACUUGAAAAAAAUGUGUAUCUCUGGCCCCAUCCUGAUUAACAGUAGGGACAUGUUUACACACCAUUAUGAAAGAGGACAGAGAUGUGGUGACUGAGAGCAGAGGACAGGCAGAAGAGACAUUAUAAAUGCAUCCCCACACUUUUAGAACAAAACUUUUGGGCCAGAAAGGCAACUUGGCUAAGCAAUGAAUAGGACUACAUUUCUAAUCUAGCUAAGCAUCUCCACUAUAGUGUGUGCCUUUUAUAAAAGAAACAAAAAAAGAGAAAAGCAAAGUGAGGUUGUGGCCACAGGAUGAAGCUGGAACAUCCCUGCUAAUUGCCUAUAACAGGGUAGGUGAGCUGGCACUAUGGGUUAAGUAUUCUGCAUGCCACAUACUAGGCCAUUUUCAGAUCAGCAGUCAUCUAUUAGCCAUAGGAUCCCAAAAGUGAAUCUUGAGCCUCACAAGUGAAUCCUGAACAUCACAAGUUUCAACAUUCAGGAGUCUGCCCUGUGCUUUUCACACCUGUAUAGUAAUCACCAACUCAAUCUCCUGUCCUCACACCCACUCAUCUCUGAGGAGCUAUGUACAGGUUUUGGCUCCUUUCAUUAUUCUCCAGGCCCCAUCUAGUGCCCACAGAAGACUGAUAUAACUCAGCUUCCCCUCUGCCUAGAAAUCCCUUUCCCAAUGUACAACUGGUUGGGCAUGCAGAAAGGAAAGGAAUAUUGGGAACUUCAGAACCUCAGCUCCCAAAGAUUAGCAUAUUUAAGAGUUAUCUAGGGGACUCAUCAGAGUAUUGAUUGCCAGGACCCUUCCACAGAGAUUAUAGGACAAGGAACUGGUGGGGCGCUGAGAAACCUAAUGUUAACCAACAUCCCCGUGACAUGCACAGGGCAUCCUAAAAUUACUCCUGGAGAAACACUGCUCUGGAAGUUUGGCUGCCCCCAAGCACAGGAAGAUGUGAGGAAGAAACUUUUUUUUUUCUAAGGGGACAUACUAGAGAUAGGAGAAAACUUUAAAUUUCAGCGCACAUCUGCUGAUUCACUUUCUAAACCCCCACCAUGGCUCCAGGACACCAUUUAGGACUAAAUUUCCUUGUUUAUCAAUUACUGCUUUAUCCUCUCAGUACUCACUUCUGUGCCCAAUCAUUCUGAAAAAAUCUACAGUGAGUUCACAGUACUGAGCCAAGCAGCACGCAGAUCCUUAGAAAGGUGUCUCAAUCACAAAGUCUCUGUCUUGACUUCUGAAUACAAAGUCUGCAUUUCCACCCAGAGCUACCCAGGGAAAGAUAACCCCUUAAGCUUUAGGUAUCACUCUAGCAAUUAGUUAAUUGGCUGAGAAAACCAAGGAGUGAAGGUAAGCUCAGUGAUACUGAUAAGGGAGGUAUGAGGGCUCUAAAAUUAAGCUUCAACAACCUCCCCAAUCAAACAGUUCUACAGUGGGGGAAAACAGCUGAGUCCUAAAAGCAAAAAGGACAGAUCACUUUGAAAAACUGUCCUCCCACGUUCUCACCCCAGGCCCCAAAGUAGAUUUACAGCUGCCUAUGGAAGAUGAACCCUGACACCACCCAUCUGGAACUAGAGACUCUGCCACCCUACUCUGAGCACCCCUGGGUGUCUGUGCAGCAUAGAAGGCUGAGGUACAGGUGUACCUCAAUCCACGUAUGCUCCCAUUGUUGUACAUGGACAUUUUUGUAACUCAAUUCAUAUUCUGACUGUACUUAAGAAGCUGGCUAUUUAAGGGAACCCAGAGGUGAAUUUUUUUGUAAAGUAUAGAUCCCUUUUGUAAUCCAAUUAAUUAUCCCUUAAUGUACCUGUUUUGUAAGUUUGGAUUUUUGUAUAUCGGGUUUACCUUAAGCUUCUCUACUGAGGCAUUCUGAGCAGUGGGAAUCAGACGCCAGAUUGCCCUGCCUAUCCACAGAGUCAAAGACCAGUGCAUGCUCAAGUAUCUUCAGAGGAACUACCCAGCCAAAACAGUGGCCGAGAUGCAGCAAGACGCAGCAGGGACUGAAGGCAGCCUUACUGCAGCCAACACUGCUUGAAAUACUUCCAUGUUCUGGAUAAAGAAAAACCAUAAUUGCUUGUGGUGAAAUGAAGCUGUCUUCAUGUUAAGUAACAAUGGUUUUUUUCAAUGGUAGUAAUUGAACAGUGUUUUGCAAUUUGUGAAACAGUGUGUUGUGUUUUGUAAAAAGAUUUUAUUAAAGGGUGGAUCCCUGAAAACUUCUUUUCUGUUCUGCUCCACCUUGGUUCACUCAACUCCCCUCCUCAGGUUAAAAAAAAAAAUUAGUGGAGGGUUGUAUUUUGGCAAAUUAGAAAGAGCUAAAGGUGCUUUUGCUUCCUCUGCUGAGUUCCCAUUUCAUGAGAUCAGGAAGGCCUCCAUUUCCUUUUACUCUCCAGUAUUGGGAAACCUGGAAUAUGACAAACUGUCUCCCACCAGGGGAAGAUUGAGUAGGCUGGAACACACAGGACUAGUCAGUUCAUGUAAGUAAGAGUAAGUCCAAAAGUCCCAAAGUUUAUAUGCCACAGGCAGAGAAAGGAGAUUCCUCCAACAGAAACAAGUUGGAAGAAAGACUGGGAUCGCCAAGUAUGACAGCUACAGGGACCUGAUCAGUUAUGCCUGGAGGCGACUCAUUAUUCAUGAAUCUUGUUGUUGCACAAACUUUUUAAGAGAGCUGUUGCUUCUCAUAUAGCCCAGCCCAAGAAGUGGAAAGUGGAGCAAGAUCCAAGCAAAACAGAGCUAUAUCAUCUGGGUAAUAGACUUCUCAGUGCUGGGUCCAUCAGAGCCUUGGAGCAAGUUAUGAACCUCCUCAGUAUAGAAAACGGGAAACUACUUUUGAACCUCUUUUCCUCCCAACUCAUAAUUUGACAAGCAGGCCAGAAUAUCUAGUCUUCAGAAGAAAUUGCUUUUUAGUUAAAAUCACUUCACCACCUGCAGCUUAGUUACUCCUUUCCUCACUCACCUAAACCAUCCAUCCACUCCAGGAUUCCCUUACUCUUCGUUUUGUCACUAAUCAUUUUAUGAAAAUAAUGUAUUUAUAAGUAUUUUCUUAAGGUUUGUGAAGAGUAUUUGCAUUGUGUCUUCAUUUUAGUGUGUUUGCAAUCGCUCUGCUCCAAGAACUGAAAUGCUGUCUUGUGAGCAUGAAGUAAAUGGGCUGCUUUGCUCCAGCCACUUUUCUUGUACAAUGUGUGGAUGGACUAAAUGUCCUCAGGUCUUUUCCAUCUUCAGUUUCUAUGACUGUGGAAUAAAUGUUCAGACAGAAACUUCA